Molecule: messenger RNA, 2197 nt
Organism: Helianthus annuus (common sunflower)
Lineage: Eukaryota; Viridiplantae; Streptophyta; Magnoliopsida; Asterales; Asteraceae
Product: ABC transporter G family member 11
Exons: 7
Coding region: 110-2101 (663 amino acids)
Cellular component (GO): membrane
Molecular function (GO): ABC-type transporter activity; ATP binding; ATP hydrolysis activity
Source: RefSeq, a predicted model, not a curated record
AAAUCAUUACCUAACCCUUAUAUAAACCUAACGCAUCCUCCAUCUUCACACACGGAAAUAUAUAUCUAAUUAUACCCCCCCCCCCCCCCUUUCUCUUUCUAGAAUCAGAAUGGAACCCUCUCAUGACAUAAAAGUACAAAAUCCUCAAGAGGUGGAGAUUACAUCUCAACGCAACCAUAGUGGUAAUGGUAAAGUAGAGGCUGACAUCAACAAUGGUGUGUGCUUGACAUGGAAAGACUUGUGUGUUAUGGUGCCCGAUGGACAAACCGGUGGAACCCGAUCCAUACUUCAAGGUGUUACGGGGUAUGCCAGACCUGGGGAGCUCCUAGCUAUUAUGGGUCCUUCUGGCUCUGGAAAAUCCACGCUUCUUGAUGCUUUAGCAGGGAGACUAGAUCGCAAGACUAGGAAUACUGGUGAUAUUUUAGUUAAUGGAAUCAAGAAAACCCUAGCAUAUGGGACAUCGGCUUAUGUGACUCAAGAUGAUACACUGAUCACAACACUUACUGUCCGGGAAAGCGUCUACUAUUCAGCACAACUUCAACUACCAGACUCCAUGUCUAAAACAGAGAAGAAGGAGAGAGCGGAAAUGACGAUAAAAGAGAUGGGUCUUCAAGAUUCGAUCGACACGAGGAUUGGAGGGUGGGGAGCUAAAGGUCUGAGUGGAGGCCAGAAGAGACGAGUUAGCAUAUGUAUCGAGAUUUUAACUCGUCCUAAGCUUCUCUUUCUUGACGAACCAACAAGUGGCCUUGAUAGUGCGGCCUCGUACUACGUGAUGAGCAGAAUCGCAAGGCUUGAUCAGCACGAAGGAAGGACCAUCAUUGCAUCCAUUCACCAGCCAUCCAGUGAAGUAUUUGGGCUUUUUCAUAAUCUAUGUCUCCUUUCUUCUGGAAGAACAGUUUACUUCGGAAAGACAAGCUAUGCAAAUGAAUUUUUCACUUUAAAUGGCUUCCCUUGCCCCAAUUUCCAGAAUCCGUCUGAUCACUUUCUUAGAACAAUAAACAAGGAUUUUGAUGAGGAUAUCGAACUAGGUUUAGGUGGAAGGAAACCUACAGAGGAAGUUAUUAAAACCUUAGUAGAUUCCUACAAAUCAUCCACUACUUACCAAGAAGUGAACAAUACGGUUGCUGAAAUAUGCGAAAAGAGAGAUGAAGCACAUGACAAUAAUAAAGACCAUGCAAGCUUCUUAACCCAAUCUCUUGUACUCACGAGGAGGUCUUUCGUCAACAUGCGUCGUGAUCUUGGCUACUAUUGGUUGCGCCUUGCUAUCUAUUUAGCGUUGGCCUUAGGUCUUGGAACACUCUACUAUAAUGUUGGGUCAACCUAUACUUCGGUUGAGGCUAGAAGUUCGAUGCUGAUGUUUGUGGCUUCAUUCUUAACAUUCAUGGCCAUAGGGGGGUUCCCCUCAUUUGUGGAGGACAUGAAAGUAUUCGAACGUGAAAGAUUAAAUGGACAUUACUCAACAGGGGCUUUUGUUAUAGCCAAUACCCUAUCAUCAAUACCAUACUUGUUACUAGUAUCCGUGAUUCCAGGGGUAGUAGCAUACUACCUCGCAGGACUUCGUGACGGAUUUGAUCACUUUGUAUACUUCACAUCCGUAAUAUUUGCUUGUAUGCUGGUAGUUGAGAGUCUAAUGAUGACCAUCGCGAGCGUAGUUCCAAACUACUUAUUGGGAAUCAUAGUGGGUGCGGGGAUUCAGGGCUUCAUGAUGAUAAGUGGUGGGUUCUUUCGCUUACCAAAUGAUUUACCGGACCCGUUUUGGAGAUACCCUUUGUUUUACAUCGGAUUUCACAAGUAUGCUUUUCAAGGAUUGUUCAAGAAUGAGUUUGAAGGAGUAAGGUAUGCAUAUAACGAAGCCGGGGUGCCAAAAGUUAUGGAUGGAGAGUAUAUAUUGAGGGUAAAAUGGCAAGUUGAAAUGGGUUACUCAAAGUGGAUUGAUUUGUUGGUAUUACUAGGGAUGGUGGUGGUUUGGAGGGUCUUGUUUUGUGUUUUUAUCAUGAUUGCUGAGAAGGUUAAGUCUGGUUCAAUGACUUUGGUGUCUUCUAUUCCAGAGAAGCAGAAAGUGCAGGUGAUGGUUAAUCCUGUUGCCACACCUUCUCAUUAAGUAUUUCUUUUACGUGAUUGGAGUUUGAUGUAACAACUUUGAUGGAGUAGAGUAUGUCUGAAAAAAUCGUAAAUUUAAUAGUCGAGUUAACUGCCA